UUUGAAUAAGUAUUAGGUUGGGUACAGAUGUACUAGGUAGAUACUAAGUAUUCAGCCAUUUCAAAUUUAUCAGUGCAUUUACUUACCUCAUUAUCUUUCAAAUAAAUGAUAAGAAACGAAACAUUAUUAAAUACGUAUCAAAAUGAAAAGUAGAUCAAGAGAAUUUUAACUCAAUUGAUUUUGCAUCUUGAUAUACUAGGUACCUAGGUAUAUUAGGUACCUCUACCUACCUACUCAUGUCUUCGUUUAGUCAGUUCUACAAUGUUCAGAAUACAACAUGCCAAACUUUUUAACCCACUUAUUGCCAACUUACCUAUAAUUUAUUUUUCAACUUUUUUUGUUUUACAAUUUUUAAAAAUUACUUGAAGCAUAAUUUUUCAUCCCUACCCAAAAAUAAUGCCAGUAUUUUGGUUUCUCUUCUUUACGAGUGUAAUUUCGCCAAUCACUUCGCAACAAAUAUUUUUUGGACAUUCGGGCGAACAAGCUGAAAAACAUUAUAGAGUAGUUGAUCCGCUUUUUUCGUCAAUUUCGCCAGCUCAAGUUGUCCCAGAUCAUAUUCCACGUCCAGCUUAUGUUUUCAAUAAUGGCGAAGAAGAAUCGCCCAGUAAAAUAUUAAUUAAAAAUGCUUCUGAAAUAGAUGCUAUUGCAGCGAGUUGUUCUUUGGUCAGAUCGGUUCUCAAACAUUUGAAAGAAUUCGUUCAAGAUGGAAAAACCACCGAUGAAAUAGAUGCGUACGCCCACAAAUUAAUCAUUCAAGGGGGAGCUUACCCCACACCUCUCAAGUAUCAUAAUUUUCCAAAAUCGAUUUGUACUUCAGUCAAUAAUAUUGCCAUCCACGGAAUUCCUGAUAGCAGAAAAUUGGCGAAUGGAGAUAUUAUUACAAUAGACGUUUCGGUCUACUUGAAUGGUUAUCAUGGUGAUGGUGCAGAAACAUUUUUAAUUGGGGAGGUAGAUGACGCUGGAAGACGUUUGGUCGAAGGAGCGCGCGAAAUAUUGUAUUCUGCAAUAGAAUGUUGUCGACCUGGAGAACAAUUUAUUGAAAUUGGACGCAGAGUCGAUACAGCGGCAAAAAAAAGAGGCCUUCACAAUCUGUUGUCAAAUUGUGGUCACGGAAUUGGCAAAUUUUUACACGAACAUCCAUUCAUCAUGAUCAACAAUACUGAAUCUGGAGAAUGCAACGAAACAAUGCAACCAGGGAUGGUGUUCGCUAUUGAACCUUUGAUAGGUGAAAAUUGCGUCGAGUGCAUGAGAAAUUUUGAUAAUAUCACUAUAAUGACAACAGAUUUUUCUCGAGUCGCUCAAUUCGAACACACAAUUGUGAUUACUGAAGAAAGUUAUCGGAUAUUAACAUGAAGGAGCUUUGGAUACUAAUUUAAUUUUCAAGAAAAAUUAGCCAAUCAAUAGGCGUAGGUGUAGGUAAUAGCUAAGUGAAUUUGAAACAGAUAAGAAUUUCUAAUUACGAAGAAAUCAGCAAGAACCAUCAAAAAGAUGAAAGAGAUAGUAAUCAGUUAAUUCGCGUGCUUUCACUAAAUGGCUCAAAUGGUUUCAAAUAAAUAAAUAG
Molecule: messenger RNA, 1561 nt
Organism: Planococcus citri (citrus mealybug)
Lineage: Eukaryota; Metazoa; Arthropoda; Insecta; Hemiptera; Pseudococcidae
Product: methionine aminopeptidase 1D, mitochondrial-like
Exons: 7
Coding region: 397-1353 (318 amino acids)
Biological process (GO): proteolysis
Cellular component (GO): mitochondrion
Molecular function (GO): metalloaminopeptidase activity
Source: RefSeq, a predicted model, not a curated record